Molecule: messenger RNA, 3576 nt
Organism: Gambusia affinis (western mosquitofish)
Lineage: Eukaryota; Metazoa; Chordata; Actinopteri; Cyprinodontiformes; Poeciliidae
Product: polyhomeotic-like protein 2
Exons: 7
Coding region: 901-1725 (274 amino acids)
Cellular component (GO): nucleus; PRC1 complex
Molecular function (GO): zinc ion binding; protein binding
Source: RefSeq, a predicted model, not a curated record
UUGUUUGUUUCCUGUUAUGUUUUUAUCAUCUGACUCCUUAUGUUGCUGCUAAUAUCGAUCUGCUUGCUGCUUCAUAGCCUGUACUGUACACCAACUUGGCCAGAUGUUUGACCCUGGAUUCUUCUUCUGAGGCAACCACCAGAGAAGGAGGGACCGGGGUUCGAACCGGCAACGUCUCUUUACAAAAUGUUGUCUUUAAAUCAAACAAACACAAAAAAACAACCCAAAAAAUAAAAUGCAUUUCCGGAGCUCCACACAUUUCCAUAACUGAUGUGAUCCCAGUUGGCUGUAGCAGCGCUCAUUAAUCAGUUGGAGAUCAGUUCUUUAGGCAAGCUGUUGGUGAACAUGGGGAAUAUCAAAAUAAACGCGCUUUUGAUCCCAGGUUGAAGUGAUUUUAGCGCCUUUCCGAGAAGCUCACCAGCGUCCACAGACACCGUGCGGGGACUCUCUUCAGAGUAAGGGUGGACAGUAGACGAACGUCCUGCUGCAACCGCCGGCCAAAACAACGGAGCGUGCUUUUAAUUUGACGGUUGUUGGCGGAAACUAUGCGCGUUCACAUUCCGACUUGAUCAGUUUGGAGAUGAGUUGUAAUGGAUGUUGAUAUCGCCGUUUGAAAGUACAGCGUGGGACCGCGGUGAAAAGAUGAGGCAGUCGGUAACGUCGUUGUUGCCGGUGUAACGAGGCGGUUCUGCUCGCUUUAUGCGGUGAAUAUUUACCGGCGAGGGUUCCAGCUGGCUAGCCGGUGUUCCUCCCAGCGGCGGGAGCGGAGCAGUUGUUCAGCUUGGAGCCGCUGAACAAAGAGCUUUUCUUCCCCGGACCAUUGUUACCGUGCAGGGCGCCUGAAACUGAUUCCGAACUGGUUUCGGACGGUUAAAGUUUGGGGCGGCCUGUGCUCCAGUCAUGACCUCUGGGAAUGGGAGCACAGACAGCAGCCAGCACAAUGGAGACAGCAAAACAGCUCAGCAGGCCAUAGACAAUUCCCACAUCCUGACGCACCUGAUCGAAGGCUUCGUUAUCCAGGAAGGUGCCGAGCCGUUCCCUGUGGAGCGUCCAUCUUUUUCUAUAGAGAGCCUCCGGAGACGGGCAGCAGAUUCAAAGAUGGAUGGCCUAUCUUCCAAGGAGCUAAAGGCCCAGCAGGAGCCCAUGUUGACCUGUGAACUUUGUGGUAAGGUGGACUUUGCCUACAUCUUCAAAAGAUCCAAGAGGUUCUGCUCCACAGUGUGUGCUAAACGCUACAAUGUGGGAUGCACAAAGAGAAUGGGUCUCUUCCCGAACCGCAGAACCAGCCUAGAGAACCUGAAGAGACGAACGUUGAAUGGGAAUUACAAAAACAGCAGCUUGGACUCUAAAAAGAAGAUUGCUCCCUCUGCUGGUCACACUGUUCACCCUGCACACGGAGAGUCCAGUCAGUGUUCAGAUCUGUCCGGCUAUAGAAGAGUCCCGUCACCCCCCCUGUCUGCGGCCCCUCGGGUUCCUGCGGUGCAGACCCCCGACCUCCCGCCGCACCCACACAGCGAUCCGGGUCAGUGGAACAUCCAGGACGUCUAUGGGUUCAUAUCCUCCCUGCCAGGCUGUCUGGAGAUUGCAGAGGAGUUCCGCUCUCAGGAGAUUGACGGGCAGGCUCUGCUUCUGCUGAAGGAGGACCACCUCAUGGGAACCAUGAACAUCAAACUGGGCCCAGCUCUGAAAAUCUUCGCUCAGAUCAGCAUGCUCAAAGACUCGUAGCUCGUCUCUGUUACUGCCCGGACACAGCAGGCCUGCUCAGGAGCUUCACAUAUCCGUCAUGACCUCAAAGACUCUCUCAGUGUUUCCUCGUCUCACCUCUUACACGUUCACACUACUUCAGGGACUAAAGGCAUUCUCUGCUGGAGACAGAUGCUGGUUUCAAGAAUCCACGUAGAUUUGAUGACCAUCCAGAAGGUUCACUCCUUGCUUCAGGUCAGCAGCAGUAUGAUGUCUUCACUAAAGACACUUGCUUGAUCAGAAGAUCGGGACUUUCUCUGUGCUGUGUGUGCAAAUGUACUAGCAUGACUAAUGGCUUAACCUGCACAAGUCACUUCCCUGUUAAACAGCAGAAAACUACUAAAGUAACGCUGCCUUCCACCGUGGGCUGAUUACAAUGUACCAGUUAGAACCACCAGGUGGCGGUUGGACCGUCAACCAGCUGUCAGUUGACGGUCCAACUGACAGCUGGACCGUCAACCGUGUCCCAGCCUGUGGACAUGGUGGAGGACAAAGACGGUGGGGCAUUUUCUCUCGGCUGUCUUGAGGUAAUGUGUUUCCAGCUGUUUGAUAAUCAUUGCUCUGUCCUGCUGUGUUCUCAGACAAUGUGUUGUCAUGCUCCAUGACAACACGCUGGACAUUCAGGAACAAAGUCUCUUCAAUCACAGUCUGUGUUUUCUCACUGCUUUGUUAAAGUUGCUGUAUGUAACUUUAGAACACAAUUUUUUUUUGUUUUUUUUUUUACAUAUUUGCUGAAGCUGUCAGUAUGCUUUGACAGUAUGGUAUGAGGCAAUCUGUGAAAAAAUGUUUGAACUCCUCUGCCUUUUCCCAGUGCUGUCUAGGAACAACCAAUCAGAGCCAGGUCUCUCCCCACUUUGCUCUGUGCUAAGAUGCAACUCCUGUUCGGUCUAGUUAGCGUGACUACCAAUGACGGUGGAUAAACGGUUUUCCUGUAAUAGCAAGUUGUUUCUCCACCGUUAACAUGUUGAACAGCAUUGAUUGACAGCACUAAGACCCUCCUCCUGGCUGUGAUUGGUUGCUUUUAACUGGGAGUGGUGCAUUUCUGCAGAGGCAACUGCAGAGGCAACAGUCUCAGGGAAGAGAUGGAGAAGAUCUAACUUUUCACAGAUUAUCUCUCUCAUACUGUAUUUGAACAAAUUCCCACAUCUGGAAAUAUUCAGGUUCAUUCUGGUUUCGCUCACAAUCAGACGAUGAUGCAUCUGACAGCUGUUUUCUGCUGCACUCUUAGAAACUGACCCACAGCUCAGAAUGACACUGAACACUGUGACACACAAGCUGUGAUUAUUUGUUGUUGUAUUGAUUCUCUACUUCUCUGCAUAAUGACAGGAGAGCUACCAAAAUUCUUCGGUAGGACUAAAAACCUGAAGAUUUAAUGUGAAAAUCCUUAAGUUCUGCUUUGCAUCUGCUGUUUUGUCGAUGAAUGAUCUGGCUGUAAAUGUUCUGUUCGCUUCCUCCGGUGCUGCUCUGACUCAGAGCAAAAAAACAGAAUUUUUUUUCCUCCCCAGGCAAUUGUAUGAAAGUCUAUGCACACAAAUGUGACUGCAAUAAGUGCAUGUGGGAGUGGAGAGAUAAAGCUGCCAAAAUCAUGGCUUUAUUUUGUGUAUUCUCUCUUGUGUAUGAGAGAAUACACAAGAAGGAGGAGGGAAAAAAAGAAAAAAAGACUGCCUGUUUGUUUGGUCAUCAAGCCUUUACCAAAGUCAAGUGGAACUGAAGCCAGAGAUGCUCUGCUGACAUAGUGCUAGAUGUGAAUGGUGACGCUCUCCUCUAGAGUAGACUAUGUUUCAGUCCUUGGACAUGAACACACUUAAAUAAAGUCAGUAGAUUUGUUCUUUA